UGUUGUGGGACCGGAAGAGAUUUUUAGCGGGACCCACACCCUUUGAAUUGUGAGCGGAGGACUCCAUCGCCUGUUCUCUCCCCAACGCCGGCCGCGCGCCAUGUCCGUCCUAGCUCAGGGAGACGCCACAUCCCGCGGCGUCGAGGAGGACAUCCUCGUCCCGCUCCUUGCCCGCCUCACCAACAUCAGCACCUUGCUAGACUCCGCCGCACCACCACCGGCCACCAUCCGACGAAGCCCUCCGCCUCCUGCCACCGCUGCCUCUGCUGCAGGAGACGCUACACUCCGAGCCCCAGCCCGGGCGCUGCUGGAGAAGGUCCGCCGGGAGAUGGUGCAGCUGGAGGGUGUCUUCCGGCGCAUCGACGACGCCGAGAGGCGCAUCCGCUACAGCUUCGACCCCGUCGAGCAGCACCUCGACGACGCGCUCCAGCACGAGCCGCCUGACGCGGAGCGCAUCUACGCGGAGCUCCUCGCCGUCGACGCCGGCAUCGGCGCCAUAAAGACCAGCAUCCGCGAGGUAUACAACUUCCCGUGCGACGACGGCGCCGGGGGUGAGUCUUUCACUGCACCUCCCACACAGCUGUCUGCUCCGGGCGCGGGCACGGUGAUGCCCACGAAGAAGGGCGAGAUCCACCGUAGCCCGGAGAUGGGAAACGUCAGGUCCUACGUGGGCAGCCUCAAGGAGCACCUGCGCGGCUGCGUGCUCUGCCUCGCCGCCUUCCCGGAGGGUGCCGUCAUCAAGAAGCGCCUGCUCCUCCACUGGUGGAUCGGCGAAGGCUUCGUCCGUUCCGCCGACGAGGGCAAGAGCUGCUUCCACGAGCUCAUCGAGAAUAAACUCGUCGUCGCAGGUCCCACCGCGCUCUGUGACACGGUCCACUGGUGCACGGUGCGGCCGCUGAUACGCGAAAAUCUCGUCAGAAUCGCUAGGCACAAAGGGUUCCUCGAGCUGAACGCCGGCGACGUCGCGUUCGCUCGCCGCGCAUGCCUGCGCGGCGGCAAGGCGCAGCCGCCGGAGUUCAGCGCCGCGGUGCGAGCCAUAUACAACAUUGGCCAGAAGUACGUCGAGCUCGGCGAGCGCUGGUUCGCUGGGAAGAAGGACCUGCGCGUGCUGCAGCUCGGGCAGUGGAGGGAGUUCAGCACCCGCGAGCAGAUCGCCAACCCCAUGGACAGCCACAUCGAGAUCAGCGGCGUGGAGCGCCUCCGCGACAUGGCGAGCUGCAAGAACCUCAGGUACCUCAGCUUCCGGGGGAUUUCAAGAAUCAAGUCCUUGCCCGACUCCAUCGGCAAGCUACGCGAGCUCGUGGUGCUGGACCUCCGGGCAUGCCACAACCUGGAAGAACUGGGGCAGGGCAUCACCAAGCUCGAUCGGCUGGAGUACCUCGACUUGUCUGAGUGCCACCUGCUCGUCAGCAUGCCGAGAGGGCUCGGCCAGCUCACACGGCUCGAGAUUCUCAAGGGGUUUGUGGUUGCCAACUCCAACAGCAGAGAUCUCUGCCAUCUGAAUGAACUCACAAAGCUGGAGAAGCUCAGGAAGCUCGGCAUCGUCGUCGGCAAAAUGGCCGUGCCUACGGAGGAUGAGUUCCUGAAAUUGGCCGAGCUCAAGGCGCUCGAGUCCUUGAAAAUCAGCUGGGGUGUGCUGGCUUCUGUGAAGAACGGGAACACAAAAGCAUCACCUCGUCAUUCGGUGGCGACGAUGAAGUAUGCCCUUCCUCCCAACCUGAAGAAGCUAGACCUCCAUUGCUUCCCGCUCGCCGACUUUGCGCAGUGGGUUCGACCGACGGGAGUCAAGAAGCUCUACAUCAGGGGUGGGAGGCUGACGACGCUCGGAUACGAAGAGGGCUGGGAGGCAGAGGUGCUGCGCCUGAGAUUUCUCAGUGAUCUUCAGUGUGACCAUGGUAGGCUUCGGCGUCUGUUCAGGAAGCUCAAACCGGAAAAUACCGAAAUCCAUGAAUGCCCAAAUUUUGUCCCGGGUAAUGUUGUAGGAGAUUUGUAACGCCCCGGGUUUCAACAAACCCACAUCGCUAUCGACUCUCAUCUAGACCUAACUAAUUUGAAAAUUAUAAGAAUUUUUGACAGAGUUUCCCUCUGU
This is a messenger RNA of Phragmites australis (common reed), 2089 nucleotides long. Its product is annotated as disease resistance RPP13-like protein 4. NCBI's taxonomy places the organism in Eukaryota, Viridiplantae, Streptophyta, Magnoliopsida, Poales, Poaceae. Gene Ontology annotation, biological process: defense response to other organism. The transcript has a single exon. The record is from RefSeq and is a predicted model, not a curated record. The coding region runs from base 101 to 1993 and encodes 630 amino acids.